AUGUCCACUCAGAAGGCUUUGCUUCUCCCCGAGAAGCAGGGGGAAUGGAAAGUGGUCGAUGUUCCCAUCCCGACCCCCGGCCCCAAAGACGUUCUCGUCAAGGUCAUCGCGACCGCCUUGAACCCCGUGGACUGGAAGAUCAAGGAGCACAGCUACCCUAUCAUUGAGUACCCCUUUGGCUACAGGAUAUUAUUCCAGGGCUGGUUCAGCAACGACAAAGCGACGUUGCAGCAGUACACCUUAGUCCCUGCGGAGAUUACGGCGAAGAUCCCCGAGAACAUCUCGUUUGAUCAGGCUGCGUCCGUCCCGCUCGCUCUCGCCACCAUCACGACCGGUCUCUGGAACCAUCAUCCCGACGCGAAAUUGGCCAGUCUCACCGCGCCGUACGAGGAGGGCGGUGAGACCAAGUACGCCGGCAAACCCGCGUUCAUUCUUGGGGGUUCGUCUUCCGUCGGCCAGUACGCCAUCCAGGCAGCGAGGCUCUCCAAGUUCUCGCCCAUCAUCACCACUGCGUCCCCGCGCAACGAGGCUCUCCUCAAGUCCCUCGGCGCAACCCAUGUCCUCGACCGCUCCCUCCCCGCGUCGACACUCGCUGCAGAGGUGGCGAAGAUCGCGGGCGGCAAGCCCGUCGAGUUUGUCUAUGACACGAUCUCGCUCGCGGACACUCAGGCGCUGGGCUACGAGGUCCUCGCGCCAGGGGGCGUGCUGUUCAUUACGCUUCCCGAGCAGAUCCCGGAGGACAAGAGGAAGGCCGGGGACAAGAAGAUCGUGCAUGUGUUCGGCAACGUGCAUACCCCUGAGAACAGACAAGUUGGUGUCGAGCAGUACAGCAGGCUGACGGAGUGGUUGAAGACGGGCGCGAAUGUGCCGAACAAGGUGGAGGUGCUUCCGAACGGCCUUGCGGGUAUCCCGGAGGGUCUGGAGCGGCUGAAGAACGACAAGGUCAGCGGGACGAAUCUCAUUGGCCGGCCCCAGGAGACCACAUGA
Molecule: messenger RNA, 987 nt
Organism: Dichomitus squalens LYAD-421 SS1
Lineage: Eukaryota; Fungi; Basidiomycota; Agaricomycetes; Polyporales; Polyporaceae
Product: GroES-like protein
Exons: 6
Coding region: 1-987 (328 amino acids)
Molecular function (GO): oxidoreductase activity, acting on NAD(P)H
Source: RefSeq, a predicted model, not a curated record